AUGUUGACCUUUGAAGUUUGGAGACGUCGGAUCGGAGAUGUGAAAAUGAAGGAAUGGCGGUCGGAUUGGCACACGCCGCUGUCCACUCUCGAUUGCGCAAUAUGCAAAUGGCCUGAGGCAGCGUCAGAGCGCCGCCGAGUGACCGGCGAGAGAAAGAGCACGCAGAGCGGACGAGACAGACAGCUCGCGUGAGGAGGACCAAGAGAUGCGUCUAGGGGCACGACAGCCGACUGGCAGCUCGCCAGCCAGCUCUACCAAUUAGUCGCCGUAGGGCCGGCCAGAGGCCGUUCGGCAGGCGGCAGAGCGAAAAAGCUCGGAGGACCGCUCAAAUUCCAUGCAACUUUCACACAUGCUUGA
Messenger RNA from Caenorhabditis auriculariae, 357 nucleotides. NCBI's taxonomy places the organism in Eukaryota, Metazoa, Nematoda, Chromadorea, Rhabditida, Rhabditidae. The record is from the annotation of a GenBank genome assembly.